Messenger RNA from Chelonia mydas (Green sea turtle), 1238 nucleotides. It is a transcript of the gene POLR3K, whose product is annotated as RNA polymerase III subunit K. Gene Ontology annotation, biological process: termination of RNA polymerase III transcription; DNA-templated transcription. Gene Ontology annotation, molecular function: zinc ion binding; DNA-directed RNA polymerase activity; nucleic acid binding. NCBI's taxonomy places the organism in Eukaryota, Metazoa, Chordata, Testudines, Cheloniidae. The record is from RefSeq and is a predicted model, not a curated record. The transcript is spliced from 3 exons. Gene Ontology annotation, cellular component: RNA polymerase III complex. Bases 33 to 359 code for a protein of 108 amino acids.
AGGCGGGGCUAUGACGUGACCCGGAAGCGGAAAUGCUGCUGUUCUGCCCAGCCUGCGGGAACGUGCUGGUGGCCGAGGAAGGCGCGAGAUGCCACCGCUUCGCCUGCACCACGUGUCCCUACGUGCGCAAUGUCACGCGCAAGGUGAGCAGCCGGAAGUACCCGAAGCUGAAGGAGGUGGACGACGUGCUGGGCGGCGCUGCGGCGUGGGAGAACGUGGACUCCACGGCAGAGCCGUGUCCCAAGUGUGAGCAUCCGCGUGCUUACUUCAUGCAGAUUCAGACCAGAUCAGCUGAUGAGCCUAUGACCACCUUCUAUAAGUGUUGCAAUGCCCAGUGCGGCCACAGGUGGAGGGACUAAUUUUUGCUUCAGAUUUAAUUUCUUCAGUAUCAUUUUUGCUGUUUGUUUGAAAAUUCUCCAGCUGGAUUCUAUGAAAGAUGGUAACAUGGAAAUAAGUGUCUCUGGUUCCAGCUGUUGCAUAAAGUUAAAUUAACACUGGUUGCUGCUCGUGCAGGCAUUCACCAUAAUCUGAUGGUCCAGGGGCUGAAUGUUAUGCGUACACUGCACAUUUUCCUGAUAGCAAACAUUGUUAGAACAAAGAACUGUCUCUGUUUAGAGAUUAUAUGCAAAAAACUAUUUAUUCAGCCGUUCCCACUGCAACGCUGCUCUUUUAUAGGGAUGCAUUAAGUUACAAUGAUUAAGUAAUCAUUUAUUACUAACCACAGCUGUGAUCUAAGAUUGCAAGCUAAGAAAUGGCAGGAAUGGUCGGUAUAUAGAUGGGAAACAGACAAAUAAAAUGUUUAAGUCGUACUAUUGCUUCAGUGGGUGAUGCUUCCCCUGGAUCAGUACUGAACUCACAGGACUGGGGCCCUGUUGUACUAUGCUCUCUACAGAAACCUGACAAAGACUGUCCCCUUGCCCUAGAUUGCUUCUGAAUGAAAGGAAAAAAAAAAAGACAGAUGAAAGAUGAGGGGAAAGAGAUGCAGCAUACAAGGAGCACGAUCAGAGUGAUGGAGAGGAAUUGUCAUUUUAGUUUUGUCUUUCAAUAUUUAACUCCUGUCCCUGGAUGGUAUGAGGCCAGUGUGUGAGUGGAGGUGGCUUCUGUCUCAUAAGACCUAAAACCAGGGACCUGACUGCUGGACACUAAGGAUACCACAGUGCUUUUUUCAGACUUAUUUAAAACACAGGCCUUGUCUAUGUUCAAAGUUGCACUGAUUUAACUAACGGUGUGUUUAAAAA